Diachasmimorpha longicaudata is the source of this 12205-nucleotide messenger RNA. RefSeq names its product titin-like. The transcript has 5 exons. Bases 1648 to 11025 code for a protein of 3125 amino acids. The record is from RefSeq and is a predicted model, not a curated record. Lineage: Eukaryota; Metazoa; Arthropoda; Insecta; Hymenoptera; Braconidae.
AGAGUCAGCACUUCAGGAUGUACCUCCGUCAGUGCUGAUCACUUCGGUGCGAGUCAGUCGAUGUCGUGUAAUGGAAUUACUCUACUCGUUACUCUAUUUUUAAUUAAACAUUCGUCUUAAGGGUCAGUGCUUAUUGAAGUUGAGGGUCACCCGCUAAAAAUGGACUUCAGGGCGACGAGAUCAGACGCAAAUGUUCUGAGUGCAGCUGGUACUCCUCGUUGAUAUGCGUUAUCUAGGAAAAACUCGUCCUUGAGGAUAUUCUUAUCGGUCAGGAAUGUGUACAGCCGAAAUAUUCCGAAGGUCGAGGGUAUUAGAUUUUAAUUGGAAAUCAGGUUAAUGAAAAAUCGACGUUCAAGUAAGAGCAAUUUUAUUCUGCGAUUAUGUGUUCACACUUUGGGAGCAGUCGUCGAACUGACAAACGACCUUGAGAUCUCAAAAACCAAAGCAUCGGGAUCGGGUUUCUUUCUUUCCAUGAACAGAGAUUGUUUUAUAUUAUUUACUAAACAUUCAUCGGAGUUUUCGUCGUAAUACCACAGACGGCCUCUCCAAGAAACGAUGACCUCAUAGUAUAAUGAAUAUAAACUUAGAUAAGUCUGUAAUUUGAUCUAUUGGAUUAUGGAGAGGGAUUGUCUCAAUGAUAUGAAAACGAUUUAACUAUCAACUUUAAUUCUUUAUUAUCGCACGCAGAAGGUGUAUAUUUUUCGUAUGACGUCUCCAGAUCAACUCUCUUAGUUACCAAGAAGUUCACACCCUAGACCCAUUUGACAAAAGGCCCUUGUUCAUUCAUUCCUGUUUCUUCUCUGGUUCUAUUUACUAAAACCAUUCUAAACAUUUCGGUACUGUUUGGAGAAAAACUAUAAAAACUAUAACAUAUUCAGAUGGACAGAGAACAGGGUAUUCUAAACAGGGUGAACUGUAUUUUCAAUUUGUCGCACUUCAAGAUUCAUUCAGUAUGAUAAUUACAGCUGAUCACUCCAUAAUUUUAGUGAAUGUUCAUAUGUUACUUCGUCUAACCUUCUCUAGAUAACUUUAAUUAAUUAAUCAAUUAAUUAAAGUGUGAUCUAUAGACAGACGAUUCAUUUUUGUCAAGACAUAUCAAGCACUCUCAACAUCAUCCUAUUGUUUUUGCUCUUUUCAAUAGAAGGGAUAACUCUCCUGACUCACAGAAAACAAUUUUGGGUUUAACGAGUUCCUCAUAUCACUCAGAAAAUUAACUAACGACGUAAGAAAAUGAAUUUAAAUGAAUUUCCCGGGAAGUGUCCGAAAACGUAUCCGUUUAAUACCCCGACUGCCAAAAGACUGUUCCUCCACCUGUUCCAGGUCCUUAAAAUCCACCUAAACAUUGCUGCGGUCCAUAUCCUAAAUUUUCCGAAUGACCAGGGCUGGCGCCCCGUGAAACUCAGGCUUAAAAAGGGCCCGUGCGCGCGCCGCGCGCAUGCCCGGUUGCCGCUAGGCCCGAACAGGCGUCUCUAACACGGACUUUUGAAUUUUAUGAACAGUCGUAGUGCGGACACCGUUGGUGCCGGAUAGGAUAACUUUUCCGAGAUAAAUAUUGAAAAGAAUUACAACUACUGAGAACAACGAAACGUUUAUACCCACCCCCUUCCCCCUAGUGUUGUCUGUCUCACUCUUUUCAAAUCUGAAGACAUGGCUCCGAAGGGGACAUACAACAAGUCAUUGAAUUUGUGGUUGGGAGUAGUUCGACGAGUGAAACGAAAAGUUUUUUUGGAUACCGCAAUUAACAAAGUAAGAAAGAAUUUAGCUCGUAAGAUAUCUCACAGACAAGUCCGGCAAUGUGUGCGUCAGCUAUCGACACGUCCUAUGGUUGUUUUAGAGAAACUGUCGAUCGAGAAAUAUUCAAAUUCUCGGACUUCUGAGAAAAUGGCGGACAAUGGAAAUUUGAGGGGUAGAUCACCAGUAGUUAACACGGAUAUACCAUCGAAAUCUGUGUCUAAAAUAUCUUCAGAAGUGCAAAAACCCGAACUUAGUGAAAAUAAAAUGGCGAAUAAGGUGGACAACAUGGCGGCGACUGUGUCGGAAUGGUCACCCCAGAGGAUAACAUUACCGAGGGUGAAAAAAGGCUCAAACGAUUCUCAAAGGGCUAUGCAAAUCUCUGGGCAAAUGAAUAAAUCAGAGAACAAAAUGGCGGAAAAUAAUAAGAUGUCGAUUAGACCGAGUGGUACUAAAGCGAAUAUGUCGACCGUUUGCGACGGGAUUUACAGAGAUAAAAAAUGGACGACAAAAAAUCACAAGAUGGCCGAGACACGUGACAAAAUGGCCGACAGGACUGACAGACGUGAUGGAAGAAAAAGGGGGAAACCAAUUGCGGAAACUCGAACUGGGGGUGAAUUUCGUCUGUUGUCUGUGGAAUUUGGACAGCCACAUACGAAAGAGCAGAUCUACAGGAGAAAAUUGAGGAAAGCGAUGUGGCCAAAGCCAAAAUGGGCACUAUCGUCACAGAUUCCGUUUCACCUGGAUCCACGACGGCUCGUGCAGCUUAAAAGGGAGUGCUUGGAGGAGCUGUUGGAGAAGACACCUGUUAUCAAUGGGGAUGAGGCGACUGUCAAGACGAUUCUCCAGGAGGAACGUCUGGUCUCGGUGCUCGGUGGGGCUGCGGUGGAGAAGAUAGAGAGGGAACUAAGAACCGAUUGCAAUGAUGAUGACACUACGGGCGAAAAUGUCGUCUCCAGUUCGGAUUCCAGUCACUCAAGCGAUCCAUGGGACAGAUGUGGUUCAGAAGUAGACGAAGGAAUCACCUCAUCACAGUCAACCUCUUUGUGCUCCCUGUUUCACACCCCGGACACAACAGUCAUGUCAUCGAAGCGAGUCCCUGAGAUUAUUACAGACGAGAAUAGAGGGUCGACGAGUGAUAGACCUCCCAAGCCAAUAAAUUUGAAUCGUAAACCCUUGCGACCACUAGUAGAGUCAGCCAGCAUCGGAAGCUGUUCCUCGGCCCCAUCAACAUCCUUCGCCGCCGAUAAACUCCGGAUUAACAGUGGUGGCAACGUAGAUCGUCGGAAAAAACAUCCAACGUUGGAAAAACAGCGAAAAUUUUUGGCACAAGGAAAUCAUUCAAGAAAGGUCGUUUUGAAUCCCCCGUCCUCCGCACCCUCGGAUUCUUCCGUGAGUCCUGCCAAAGAUUCUACACCUCGAAGAAGACCAGAUGCCUCGAAAAAAGUUGAACAGAAAUCGGUGCCUGCGAAAUCCUCGAUGUCCAGAGUCCACCUGUCGAGCCAAGGUCGUUCUGCGGCCAAGAAGGACGUGCUGGCGGUACCGGGCGGCAGUCGGCUAUCCAAAACUCUUCCUAAUCCCCCGAAAUACAAUAAAAACACCGGUACAUGGGAGAGCUCCGUUUCUAACCCCACGAAAUCCGAUAAAUCCUCCGGAGCAUCGGGGAGCUCCUCCACGUCUCAUGACAAUACCUCAAAGUCCCACAAAUCUGGAUCAAGACAUCAUUCACAAACAUCUUCGAGGAAGCGUCACCGCCCAGACGAGCGUCCCCCGCCAAAAUUCGAUUUAACGAUUAAAAAACUGAAGAAAAUCGACGCUUUAUUCUCAUCUUCCACCAGCGAUGACGACUUAACCCCCGGGGGAUCCUCCGAAAGCCCCUCCAAACUCCACAAAAGGUCCUCAACAUCACCCCCGAAGUAUCCAAAAUCGUCAAUAAAACAACCGAACAUCUCCGAGGAAUCAAAACCUCCGGAGCCCUCGAAGCCGGAUCCAGGUCCAAAGAAACCAACGUACAUUGGCACCACGAAGAAGCCGAGAAUCUCUCAUUUUAAUUCAAACGGUUUCACCGGGGAAGCUUCCUCAAACAUUUCAAAUACACUCCAGGAGAAGCUCGAUCGUGUGAAAUCGAAGUCUGCGCCAAAGACAUCAAGGAAACAGUCAAACGGCAUUCGACAGAAUAUAAUGAAACUGUGCGGGGAAACGAGGACAGAAAUUAUUAAAAUUCCUAGUGACAGCCAGAGCCCUUUUCAACACCGAGUCCAGAAACGAGUUUUGGAGCCCGAGACCUCACAAACUGCUGAGAGACCCUCAAACACCGCUCAAGACGAGGGGCUCAACUGUGAGGAGGAGAUAGCGAAGAUUCGGCUGGCGGUGGACUCGGACUCGAAGAAGUCGGCCCCUGGACCGAACGGUGGUGAUUACCUCCAACGAAAACGCCUCAGACUCGCGAAGGAGAAUGUAGAGCUCGAGAGAAAGCUCGUAUCCGAAAUUCCUAAGCCACCGUCGGCUGUGAUACCAAAAAAUCGGUCACCAGUCCCACCCAAACCUACACCCCAACCUCUCCCAAACCCAGAGCAGUUGAAUGCCGGCAUUCCCAUUGACGAGAAGAUCUUCGAGGAACUGCAGGACGAGCCAGUUCCCCUGAUCGAGGCUGUCGAGAGAGCGUUGGAGGGGUCACAGAAGACAAAAAAAAAGCCACGGAUUGGGGAGAACGUUGAGAAGCCGUCACAGAUACGUAUGCCUGUGGACAUUGAUAAAUCCGAGGGAUCUCAUGACGUGAAUUCAUCCUCCAGUACCGUCACACUUCUCCUGGACGAGGAUUCCGACAGCCCCGGACGACUUCAAAUCGAUGAAAAGUCCUCGAGUAGCGAAAGAAGCUCUUCACCACGUCUGAUGGUGGAGAUCUCUGACGAAAUUGGGAAUGAGAAGAAGAUGAAUCUGGAGGUGUUACCUGAGCAGACCUUCCUCAACGUUUCUCAAGACAACGGGACACCCUCCAUUCCCGAGACUUUGAUGAAAGACAAAGAGCACUCUGGUGAACCUCUUGAGACGCCUCACGAAAUUUGUAGGGAAGCUCAGGUGGCGCUUCGUUCACAGGAUAAACGGAUGAAGGUAGGCGUUACACCUAAGCAAAUUGCCGGUAUCAUGGGGAGAAAGUUCAAUAGGCGUUGCUUUCUGAAAGGAGUAAUUCGUGGGGUCUUGCCGUCAAUAGCUGAUAUAGUCGUUGUUCCACUCGAGGAGCCCUCACCUCCGGGAUUUGAAGAGCUGUGGGGAUCGCAGGAGGAAAGGUUCGAUGAUCUAAUUGCAAUGAUGAGGGUCUUUCAGUAUCGUACGACAUUGGUGGCGAGACAUCCAACGAACUCAGAGAUGGUCGGACUCUUGCACACUAUCUGCGAUCGGGUAUGGGAGAGCUUUGGGAGAAUCAAGUUGAUAAUCGAGGGGGUGUCUGAUGAGGAGAUUGUGCGACAAAUUGUGGAGAGAUCGAGGAGGAGCAAUGAGACACCCUUCAUCACGGCGGAGGAGAUCUUUGGGGCUUUGGAGAAGUCAAGGAUGGUCUCUGCCCUGCCUGUACGUCGGUCGAAUAGUUCGAUGAUGGUGCGGGUGAAGAAGAAGGGCACAAGAAAGAAGAAGAAGGGCACAAGAAAGAAGAAGGAGGGCACAAGAAAGAAGAAGAAGGGGAAACGUAACAAAAAAGGCAAAACGAUUGGAGGUGGAAAGAGUUCUAGUGGCGCAGGUAUCACUCAUUCCAUCGAUGGAGCUAUCCCAUCAACUUCUAGUGGCGUAGGAUCCCAUCAACAAGUGGAUCCACCCCAACCGUUCCUCAUCCCUCAAGUUUUCCGAAAAUCCCGAAAAGUCCCUCCUAACCCAAAAUCCAAGACUCUCCCGCGUCCUAGGCCCCAGUCACAUCACUCCUCUGUCCCCCCUCCUCCUCCUCCUACCCAGCCCCCUCUUCCUCCCACCCAGCCCCCUCUUCCUCCUACCCCACCCCCUCCUCCUCCUCCUCCUAGCCAGCCCCCUCUUCCUCCUUCUCCUCCUCCUCCUCCUCCACCACCUCCUACUCCUCCUCCUCCUACCCAACCCCCUCUUCCUCCUUCUCCUCCUCCUCCGCCACCUCCUCCACCACCUCCUACUCCUCCUCCUCCUCCUCCUACCCAACCCCCUCUUCCUCCUUCUCCUCCUCCGCCACCUCCUCCACCUCCUCCUACUCCUCCUCCUCCUACCCAGUCGAAACCCCCUCCCCCUCCUCCCACCCAACCCGAACCGACCCCGCCGACCCCUGCUCUUAUUCCCCAAGCUCCCCAAAUCAACCCCUCACAUUCUCAACUCCCCGAGCGACCUUCAAAUCCAACACCUUCCCCUCUACCGCCUAUCCCGUAUGCACCCCCACCGCCCCCUCCCGACGAAGACUCAAAUCUCCCAGCAUAUUCCCAGGAUAAUGCCAUGGCCGAGAUGCAAGGAGAUAGUCACUCCACUUCUCAAAAUAAUAUUGAACCAUCUCCCCAGGAUAUACCCAAACAAGAUUCCUCCGGCUACACAGAAUUAUUUUUUCCAACGAAUCCACUCAAUCCUGUUGGUAUUCUCUACCAAAGUCCCUUCAAGCCUCCUCCACCAGAAUACGUGAAAUGUGCCACUGGCAAGUGCCAACACAAUAAGUGCCCAACAUACCGUGAGGUGUUGAUAAUCACAGACUUGUUGAAGCAGCAUAGACAGGCAGUUCAGCAGGAAAAUCAAUCAAUGAGUAAUGCAACAACUUCAGGUUCUGCCGAACAAUUGCUGACGGAUAUAACAGAUUUAAAAAUCGUGGGACACAUGCCAGAACUAAUUCCCCUGGGACAGAUGCCAGAAACUGAGUCAUCUGCUGAUGAGCGAGAACGACCUGUAUAUAUGGCUACUUAUAGAGAACGACCUCCUGCUGAUUUUGGACAACAGCAGCGACAGCAGCAGUUUAAUCUUCUAAAUGAAUCCCAGCUACAGGAAUUGUUCCAGGUACAGCCUUACGGAAGUGAGCAAUCUCGUAGUACCGCCCAGACUCCACAGCAUCCAACUCCUCAGGUUGAUAUUUCAAUCAGUGAGAAUGAGCUGCAGGGAACUGAACAGCCUCCGAAUUCGAUUCCGCGGCUUCCCCCUUACCCUUCCGAUCCGGUGCCCCCGACGCAGGUGGGGCUUCAACUACCUAUGAAGGAUACACCGCUUCAUCCGCCUCAAUUACCCCAGGUUCCACCCCCCGAGCAGAAUUAUUUAAGGCCAAUGGUUCCUCCAUCAAACAACUGCGAUGACAACUCAAAGUGCCGGAAUUCUCCAGCGUCGGGUCCAGCAAAUCCCAUCACGAUUAAAACCGAAAACAACCAUCAGAUGGUAGGUCCUAAGAUGCCUGUGCUCGAGAGAGCUCCGGCUCCUGGAGUUCCAGCCAAAGGUGGACAUCAGCCGAUGUCGAGUCCACAUGAUCGACUGCUUCAAUCGAACGAUUCUUCAUCAGUACAACAGCAACUACUUCCUGAGCAGAAUCGUCGUGAGUCACUAAUUCGGAUGCCUUCUCCGAGUUCAAUUCACCCCCCAAUUCAACCGAGUGCUCCAGUUCAAAGGAAUUCAGCAACAGGAUCCAUCACAACGGUGAAACUCGAACUUAAAACUCAGAUGGACCCGCCAUCAUUUCAGAGAAUUCCAGUGAGUGGACCUCCAGUUCCCAUGACUGGAAUUCCUACUGCAGCUGAUGCUGCAGUAAAAUCGUCAUUUCCAAGUCACCAGGUUCCGGGUAGCUCGCUAAGCAUUACCAGAAUGCCUCCAGUAUUGAGUGCACCGAUAAAUGGUCCUCCGAUGCCGCCUCCACAAUCAGAGAGAAUUCCACUUUCCGGAGCUCCGGUCCCACGUAUAAAUCAGUCUGGAGAGGAUCGUCGAUUGGAGGCUUCAGGGGCAGGGAAUUCCGGGCAAGUUCUGCCAUCAUUUGGACAGAUUAGAGAUACAGAAAUGGGAAGGCCAAUGCCAGGGUUGAAUUGCCAAAGAAUGCCGCUAAAUAGUCAUCAAACUGGUAGUCAUAGUUCCCUAACCAUCACAGCUAUCACUCCAGAAUUUAAACCACCAAUAAACGGUCCCCCGAUGCCUCCUCUACCAUCACAGAGAAUUCCACUUUCCGGAAUUCCUGUCUCACAUAUAAAUCAGCCUGGAGUCAAUCGUCAAUUGGAGUCCACAUUGGUAGGGAAUUCUCCAGGAGUUCAAGUAUCAAUGGGACAGAUUAUGAAUACAGAAAUGGGAAGGCCAAUGCCAGCGUUAAAUUCCCAAAGAAUGCCGUUAAAUAGCCAUCAAACUGGUAGUCAUAGUUCCCUAACCAUCACAGCUAUCACUCCAGAAUUUAAACCACCAAUAAACGGUCCCCCGAUGCCGCCUCCACCAUCAGAGAGAAUUCCACUAUCCAGAGCUCCGGUCUCACGUAAAAAUCAGCCUAGACAGGAUCGUCGAUUGAAGUCUUCAGGGGCAAGGAAUUCCGGACAAGUUCCGCCAUCAUUUGGACAGAUGAGAAAGACAGAAAUGAGAUGGUCAAUGCCAGAGUUGAAUUCCCAAGGAAUGCCGCCAAAUAGUCAUCAAACUGGUAGUCAUGGUUUCCCCGCCAUCACAGCUAUCCCUCCAGGAGUUAGAGCACCGAUAAAUGGUCCUCUGAUGCAGCCUCUACCAUUAGCGAGAAUUCCACAUUCUGGAGCUCCGGUCACACAUAUAAAUCAGCCUGGACACAAUCAUCGAUUGGAGUGCUCAUGGGCAGGAAAUUCCCAAGAAGUUCCGCCAUCAUUUGGACAGAUGAAAAAUACAGAAAGGAGAUGGUCAAUGCCAGGGUUGAAUUCCCAAGGAAUGCCGCCAAAUAGUCAUCAAAAUGGUAGCCAUAGUUCCCCAGCCAUGACAGCUGUCCCUCCAGGAGUUAGAGCACCGAUAUAUGGUCCUACAAUGCCGCCUCUACCAUCACAGAUAAUUCCAUUUUCUGGAAUUCCGGUCACACAUAUAAAUCAGCCUGGAGUCAAUCGUCAAUUGGAGUCUUCAUGGGCAGGAAAUUUCCAACAAGUUCCGUCACCAUUUGGACCGAUGAGAAAUACAGAAAUGGAAUGGCCAAUGCCAGGGUUGAAUUGCCAAAGAAUGCCGCUAAAUAGUUAUCAAACUGGUAGACAUAGUUCCACAGCUAUCACAGCUAUUCCUCCAGAAUUUAGACCACCAAUGAACGGUCCCCCGAUGCCUCCUCUACCAUCACAGAGAAUGCCACUUUCCGGAAUUCCGGUCUCACAUAUAAAUCAGCCUGGAGUCAAUCGUCAAUUGGAGUUCACAUCGGUAGGGAAUUCUCCAGGAGUUCAAGUAUCAAUGGGACAGAUUAUGAAUACAGGAGUUUCAAACUCAUUUUCAGGGUUGAACUCUCAACAAAUGCCGCCGACUAGUUAUCAAACUGGAGGAAUCGGGGGGCCCAGAGCUCCGGCAGACCCGCGAUUUUUUCUAAAUAACAAUUCCUGUGGAAUUCCGGGUGUAUUUUAUCCUACAAGAUGUAGCGUGCCUCUUCCCGUAAUGAAUUCCCAUAGAAUCUCAAUGGAGGAACAACCCCAGACUGGAAGGACAAAUGUUCCAAGACCUUCAUCACUCCAUUGUGGAACUUCAGGAACAAUUGGCCAUCAAUUGCGAGGAAGUACAACUGCACCUCCAUCUACAGGAGCUGUCGCAGUGUCGAGAUCUCUAAACAUAUAUUCCUAUGGAAUUCCGCCGGGAUCUCACGCUGGACAAUUUAGCGUGCCCACAUUGCCCUCACAGAUGAAUUCCCCUGUAACUCCUUCACGCAGAAGACGAACUGCAGCCAGGAGCAACACAAGAUCCUCUUCGGGAAUUCCAGUAACGACAAUUUGUCCUGAAGCCUUAGGAGCACCAACAUCAAUGUCUCCCAGUAUUUUACCACAAGGAACUUCAUGUGCAAUAUCUAUCACAAAAAAUCCACAAUUUCUCAUGCCCCCUCCUGAACGCAGUUCAGAAUUGACACCUGCGGUGAAUUCUCAUGAAAUUCCAGUGCGUCCUGAAAGCAACUCGACAGUCACUGGAGUCAUAACAUCUUCAGUGAUAAACUCUCAACAAAUUUCCGAACCUAGUCAACAACAACACCCAACUGACCACCAUCCACCCGGAGUUGCUUCAUCUUAUCGAAUGACUGGAGGCUCCAGCUCCCAGUCAGCCACUCACAUGGCCCUAGCAAGCAUGGAGAGAAUUCGAGUGACAGCGAUUAAUGAUUUUAAAAGCACUAUCAUGAACGCUGUCAACGGCAGAACGACUGAAACACCUCAGGGCCAAUCUCCAGGGACAUCUAAACAAGAAGCAACAACACCUGAAGCCACCAAAAUUUCUUCAGAAGCUCCUGGAGUGGCUCAAGAAAGUGCACCAAUCGAUUAUCCGCCCAAGAAAAUUGCAGUUCUCGGGGACGGAACAAUUCUAGUCAAUCUUCUAAACACCAGAAUUCCUCCAGCAACUUCUGGAGUGAUUUCUCAUGGUAAAAACCAUUUUUGCAAUGCGAAAGAGCCAACUCCAGAUUAUGAGAAUUCAUCUGUCGAUCAUCGCGUCGGGGUAAUUCGAACUUCUGGAAUUUCUCCAGCACGUCCAGAGCUUUCUCCGGGCUUCUCCGGGAAACUGUCAUCAAAGCCAUCGAAGCCAGUAAUCAUCAGCGACAUAAAAAUAUCUGCGGUAAAAUCUGAAGUCAUCGAUUCUCCAAAAUCGCCAAUUCAUCGUGGUAGUACUCAACCAGCGGAAAUGCCGAAUUUUGUACAUCUAGUAUGUGAACCUCCUGAUGAUGGGGAACCCCCGAAGUCUAAUGGAGAAACUAGUGGAGGAAUUGCGGGGAAAAUGAUGAACUUGCAGGCCAUCGUUGAUGGUCUUGAGAUUAGCGAUGGUUCGAAGGAACGUCAUUCACUCGUCGAUGAUGAGAUUGAGUGUAAUGGCAUCGCCCAGAAGAUGGGAAUUCAACUGCAGAAUUCCUCCCAACACCUGGAAGAUGUUCCUCUACAGAGCUCUGAAGUCCCUUCUGUGCCGAUGGAUCAGUAUCACGGUAUUGAGGAACCUUUGGAGACGACUGAGCAGGAGGUCGUUGUCGAGGAGACGGGGAUGAACGUGGUGGAGGUCGCCGAGAUUCAGGAAGAGAAACCGCCAAUUUGUAUUGUCUGCAAUACUGAGGUCGCCAUUUGGGCAUGCAGAUAUUGCCUUUUGCCUGUAGUCUGCGGUGACGCUUGCGGAAACCAAUUCGAUCAUUUUCAAUUGUGUGGACGAUCCGCAAUGAAAAGUGAGGAUGAGUGACUUGGAGAUGACGGUCAUACACCAAAGAGAGUGAAUGAGAUUUUGAGUGAGUGGUGUUCAGAUUUGUUUUUUAAAGAUAUCUUGAGAAAUAGGGGGUUUAGGAAGAAAUGGUGUAGGAUAUUUAUUGUGGGGAAUUUAAUUCUGCGGAGAAGUGAUGUUUUGACUUUUUUUGGUAAAAUGAGGGGUUUGAGAGAUGUUUUUAAAAAAUGAGGGGAAGUCAUGAGUACGAAACGCUUUUUUUUUAAUUUUGUAGGUUUAGAUGGGGAAUAUCUUUUGAAUAAAAGGGUUCAGAAGAAAAUCUGACAAAAUAUUUCUUGUCCGAAAUUAAAUGUUCUUUGCAAUUGUCUUAUCGCAUUUUUUAAUACAUCGAUUCGAUUGAGAUAUAUUUUUAAUGUUUGAAUGUGAAUUAAAUUUCUUCAGAAGUUAGUUCAGAUUUAGAACAGAAAUAUCUCGGUAAUCACGUUCUACGAAAAAAAUUGACAAAACCUGUUGUGUGGCUAAUUUAUUUUGGAGCCGUCGAAUUAUUUUGAAAAUCAGUUUUCAACGAAAAAUGUGGCUCCAAAAAGAUUUCUCAAGUUUCAUCUUGAAAAAGUAUAACUGAAAAUGUUGUGGUAGUUUGUUAGAGUUCUGUACUUAGUUAAUUAACGAAUUAAUAAUCCAAAUAUCUCGAAAUUAUUAAGACUUGCGAGGAAUCGCAGACAAAGACGGACAGGUCAUCGCAAUGAUGAUUACUAUUUUUCUAAGUAUUAUUUUUUGUUAGAGCACAAAAAGGGGGUCAGGAAAAUUAAAGAUCAUUGCAUACAGACUUUUUUUUUCACUUCAGCUUGUAGAUUUUUGUUUGUCUGAAAUGUAAAAUUAAAAUAUUUUCCUGCCCCUCAUUGUUGCUAAUAUAUUGGAUGAAAUUAUUUAAUAUGGAGAUAAAUCUCUUGUCCUCAGUUUAAAAAGAGAUUUUCAGUGAGACAACAAUCAAGUCAUCCUCGAUAGUUACCUUUUUAAUGAAAAAAAAAUUAACGAUUUUUCUUUUAUAUCAAUUUUUAUUUAACGAUACGAGUUAAUACUUUUGUACUUUCAUAUGAAAAUUUUUAAAUGUUUAUGAAGUAUGAGCUGUGCAAGUGACGGAGAGAACUUAUAGUAUAAAACGGUUGUAUAGAGAAGGAAUAAAAUAAUAUUUUUGACGCCA